CUUUUUUCUCUUGCUCUCUCCGCCUCUCAUUUUCUCUGUUUUUCUCGCCGCUCUCUCGCAUCGCUCAUUCGCCGCAUUGGCUCGACUGCCCAACUGCUUGAAUGCUCGAUUUUAUACCGGCGCUCAGACUCAGUUCCCGUUGAACAUUCGACGCAAACGGUUCGCUGCGUUUGGGCCUGACCUUAGUACUCCCCGAUUCGAUUCGAUCCGAUAUUCUUGGGCUGUGUGUUUGCUCCAUUCGCGAUUCUCGAGUUCCAAGUAGCCCAAAAGCCAUGUGAAGUGCAGGCCUACGAUCUAUUUUUAAUUAUGAUUGUUCCAAGAACUGUGCUCUAAUUACGCAAAUUGCAAGUGAAAUCCGUUGGCAAAUAAAUUCUGCGAGUGCCGGAACCUAAAUAGGGACCUAAUCGAGACCAAAAAUGGGCUUCUCAUCGGCUCUGCAAAGUCGAGCCGCCCACGAGGCGCUAAUUGUCCGCCAGGAUGCCGAACUGCGGCUCAUGGAGACCAUGAAGCGAUCCAUCCAGAUGAAGGCCAAGUGCGACAAGGAAUACGCAAUCGGCCUAACAGCCGUCGCCCAGCAGGGUCUGAAAAUCGAUCGGGCUGACGAAAUGCAAGGCAGCCUGAUCACCAAGUCAUGGCGUUCCUACUUGGAUGAGCUGGACCAGCAGGCCAAACAGUUCAAGUUCAACGCCGAGCAGCUGGAGGUCGUCUGCGAUAAGUUGACCCAUCUUUCACAGGAUAAGCGAAAGGCCCGAAAGGCCUACCAGGAGGAGCACGCUAAGAUCGCAGCUCGCCUGAAUCAUCUUACCGACGAGGUGGUGCGCAAGAAAACCGAAUACCAAAAACAUUUGGAAGGCUACAAAGCGCUGCGCACGCGUUUCGAGGAGCACUACAUUAAAGCCCCCAGUCGCAGUGGCCGCAAGCUGGACGAUGUGCGCGACAAGUACCAGAAGGCAUGCCGCAAGCUGCAUCUCACACACAACGAGUACGUGCUGUCCAUCACGGAGGCCAUCGAGGUGGAGAAGGACUUUCGCACGGUGCUGCUCCCUGGAUUGCUGGAGCAUCAACAGUCCGUCCAGGAGAGCUUCAUCCUGCUGUGGCGCAACAUCCUGCAGGAGGCGGCGCAGUAUGGCGAUCUCACGGCCGACAAGUACAGGGAGAUACAGAAACGCAUCGACACUGUGAUAGGCGGCAUCAAUCCGUCCGAGGAGUAUGGCGAAUUCACCGAAAAACACAAAACAUCCCCCACAACCCCGCAUCUUUUCCAAUUCGAUGAGACGCUCAUCGAGGACAUACCCGGCAAACUACAGUCAAGCACCCUGACGGUGGACAACCUCACGGUGGACUGGCUGAGAAAUCGCCUCCAGGAACUGGAAGGCGCGGUCAAGGAGUGCCAGGAGAAGCAGCUAAAGAUGAUCGAGCACGUGAAUGGUGGCUCCCCGGUGGCCAAUGGCAGCAUCAUAUCCAACGGCAGCAACACCUCCAACGGCAUUCAGUCCAACAAGGAUAGCCUAUGUCGGCAGUCGAAGGACCUGAACGCAUUGCGUUGCCAAGAGAAGCAAAAGCAGAAGCUGGUGGACAUGAUCAAGUGCGCUCUGAACGAGGUGGGAUGCGAGGAGCUGCCCUCCGGAUGCGACGACCACUUGACCCUUGAGCAGAACUUCAUCGAGAACGGCUACAACAAUGAGCAGCAGAGGUCCAACUCCACGAGUUCACCAGGUCUGGGCAUUAUGAACGAGCUGAUGCGACGCGGCGGGGUUUUGACCCUUUUGCGUGGCCGGGGACGUCAUAUCAAGCGAAAGAGUACCCCACAGCCGGCAACACCUAUGACAAGGUUACGUCAAGGACGCUUCAACAAGCUGCAGCCACGAUCCCAAAGCCUGGGAUCCUUGUCGGUAAUUGGGAACGGGCUGGGGCUGGGGAAUGGGCAAAGCCCUGCUGCACGUUAUGAGCCCAUCACUACUAACCAUCGUUCGGCCAGUGUUCACUAUUUGGGCGAGCAGAUCCCGCUGAGUUCUGUUAGCCCGCCUGAAUUGCCACGUUUGCGACGCACCCAGUGUUCCAUGUUGUGUUUGGGUGAGGAUUUGGCCCUACCUGUGCUUGCCUCGCCCGCUCCACUCACCCAGCUAACCGCUGCUGUCCUUACUAACACCAAUAACAAUCAUAUCUAUGCGGACUUGGAACUGGACAGGAAAACAGAAGCCUCACCAAGUCCAGAAGGCCAUGAAGAGAAGGAGAAACAGGAGGAGCAGGAGGAGCACAUACAAAUUGAAAUAAACCAGGCCGGACCGCAAAACUCCAUAGAUGCUCAUCUGGACAGGAUUGAUGAACUGAAUCGAGUUCUAGAUGAUCGCCUGAAGCGCAGUCUGCAGCCCAGUGAUGAUCUGAAUGCCAUCGAAAGUGCCGAAGAGGAGGUGCACAAACAAACCAGAAAGCAAACACAAGAUGCGGAUAGCCAAACCAAGCGCAGUUCCAGCUCCAGUUCGGAGUGUCGAUCCACCAAGGAUCAUCGUUCCAAAAAGAGAUCGCUUUCGUUUACCCAGAAAUCCAUAAGCAGCAUCUUUAGCAACCUCAAGGAGUUCUCCAAAAGUCCACUCGUGCGAAUGGCCAAGAAUCAAUCGCUCAAUGAGGAGACCCAAACGAACAGUGAUUGCCCCACAAACAGUAGCAGUUCCAGCAGUAACAACAAUAACAAUAAUAAUAGUAAUAGCAAUAGCAAUAGCAAUAGCAAUCACAGUGCCUCCUCGCAGUCGACGAUUAUAACGAGCACGAUUACAACGACCAUAACGACCACGACGAGUUCGACGACGCCGUCCAAGGAAACCUCAAGACUGAAAUUCAAGGUGCCCAAGAUCCAGAAGAAAUCGAAGGCCAUACGAAACACAUUCCGCUCCAAGCUGCUCAAUUUCCAGCUGAAACGUUCGUCCAAGCCGUGCAAACAGUGCACCAAAAGGCGGCGCAUCCAUCCCAGCAAGAGUGUCUUUGAUUUUGCCCGCGAAUUCGAGGUGGAUCAAUCACAACCAGCUGGAUCGGAUGAGCAAUUCUGCAAUUGCCCUCCGGUGGCCCCGAAAACCGUAAAGCCAUCCGUCCAAAUAUCCGGCCACAAGGAUCUGGCCUUCGAGUCCACUUCCGGGGAGCUGGAGGAGCACCAGGACCACGACGAUGACGACGAGGACAGUGACGAUGUGCUCAGCAUGAAGGAUCACUGCUACUGUGUGCCCAGCCUGGCGGCCAGUAUAUCGCUCUCCACGAAUCGUCCGCUUUACGAGGAGGAAUGGUUCCAUGGCGUUUUGCCGCGUGAAGAGGUGGUGCGACUGCUGAACAACGACGGUGACUUCCUGGUCCGAGAAACGAUUCGAAACGAGGAGAGCCAGAUCGUGCUGAGUGUCUGCUGGAAUGGCCACAAGCACUUCAUUGUCCAGACCACCGGCGAGGGUAACUUCCGGUUCGAGGGACCUCCGUUUGCCAGCAUCCAGGAACUGAUAAUGCACCAAUAUCACUCCGAGCUGCCGGUGACCGUCAAAUCCGGAGCCAUACUCCGGCGACCUGUUUGCCGCGAACGCUGGGAGCUGAGCAACGACGAUGUGGUGCUCCUGGAGCGGAUUGGCAGGGGAAACUUUGGAGACGUUUACAAGGCCAAACUGAAGUCCACCAAACUGGAUGUGGCCGUGAAGACCUGCCGCAUGACCCUGCCCGACGAACAGAAGCGUAAAUUCCUGCAGGAAGGUCGCAUUCUUAAGCAAUACGAUCAUCCCAAUAUCGUCAAACUAAUAGGCAUUUGUGUGCAGAAGCAGCCCAUAAUGAUUGUCAUGGAAUUGGUGCUGGGAGGCUCCCUGCUCACGUAUUUGCGAAAGAACUCCAAUGGUCUCUCCAAUCGCCAACAAAUGGGAAUGUGCAGGGAUGCGGCGGCAGGCAUGCGAUAUCUGGAAUCGAAGAACUGCAUUCAUCGCGAUCUGGCGGCUCGUAAUUGUCUCGUUGACCUGGAGCACAGUGUAAAGAUUUCCGACUUUGGAAUGUCACGCGAGGAGGAAGAGUAUAUAGUUUCCGAUGGCAUGAAGCAAAUCCCUGUGAAGUGGACAGCUCCCGAGGCCCUCAAUUUCGGAAAGUAUACCUCACUGUGCGAUGUGUGGUCCUAUGGCAUUCUGAUGUGGGAGAUCUUCUCCAAGGGCGACACACCCUAUUCGGGCAUGAGCAAUUCAAGGGCCAGAGAGCGGAUCGAUACGGGAUAUCGCAUGCCAACGCCAGAGAACACGCCAGCGGAAAUGUAUCGACUGAUGCUCAAGUGCUGGGCCGCCGAUGCCGAGUCCCGGCCGCAUUUCGAUGAGAUCUACAAUGUGGUCGACGCCCUCAUCCUGCGCCUGGACAACAGCCACUGAAAGCGGCUCCGUCCGCUUGGAACACUUAGCAUACUCAACGUAGAUUUAGUCAGCGCUUUUAAAGUCUUAACAACGAGAUGCCUGUAUUUAUGAGAUAGCGAAUACUAUACGUUUUAGCACAUAAGCGAUAUUUAUAUAGAGACAUAUAUAUUUUCUAGCCAUGUAAAUGUAAAUUUCGAUAUAUACUGUACUGUGUGUUUGUUCGACUGAGCGUGUUUAAUGAAUCCUUAAUGUGCCAAAAACCGCAAAAAGAUCUUAAAACAAAUUAAAGAAUACAAAAAGAAAAUUGAUAUUGUGUGUCUGCUUCGUAGCCUAAGCUCAUGAAUUUAUAUACUUAGUUGUUUGUGUUUUAGUUCUUAGUUCUCUGCAGAAAAUCAUAAUUUGUAAAUUAUGCAAACUCUACGUUGGUCAAUUUGUUUCUAGGCUUUGUAUUUUAUGUAUAUUUAUUUACACCUAGUUUACAUUUAUACUUCGACUACGAUUAUGUUUACACUUAUAUACAACUAAGCUCUAAGUUAAAGCUUUAAGUUUUGCUGCGCUGCUGAAGUGAAUAAAUCAUAUGUGUACUAUAUACAA
Molecule: messenger RNA, 4949 nt
Organism: Drosophila gunungcola (fruit fly)
Lineage: Eukaryota; Metazoa; Arthropoda; Insecta; Diptera; Drosophilidae
Gene: FER
Product: tyrosine-protein kinase Fer
Exons: 14
Coding region: 417-4373 (1318 amino acids)
Biological process (GO): peptidyl-tyrosine phosphorylation
Molecular function (GO): ATP binding; non-membrane spanning protein tyrosine kinase activity
Source: RefSeq, a predicted model, not a curated record